ACGAGCAAGCGCUCGUUCGCGACGAGAGGCGCUCUUGGUUGACUGAGAUUCCUGUGCUUGCCAGUUGCAACGCCCAGCUCAGCGGGGGCCAUGGCCGUGGACUGAUGGACCGGGUCCAUGCAUGUGACUCACGUCCUCGUCACGGGCACCCCAUCAUCCCCUACUACUAACCGUUGAUCAUCCAUCAUGCGCCGCCGCCGCCGCUGCUGCCGCCUCUGCCUGUCCCGUCCGCCACCGUGCGCCAGCCCUCCCCCUCCGUCCGGCGCCGCCUGCUCUGCUCUGCUCAUCCACUCCUCAGCUGUAGCACACCCAUCUAUAUAAACCCCCACCUCCCUCACGCACUUAACUCCAAGCACCCACUUCGACAGCGCAAGCCCCACCCACCACCACCACCGAACCAAAUCCAAGGGGGAGGAAGAGAGAGUCCCCUCCGUUGAGCCAUGGAGGUGGCGGCGGCGAAGUCGGUGGAGCGGCUGGGGCAACGGCUAGUCCCCCCGGCGGGGCCCACGCCGAGUGGCCCGCUCCGCCUGUCGUGGCUCGACCGGUACCCGACCCAGAUGGCGCUCAUCGAGUCGGUGCACGUCUUCAAGCCCGACCCGGCGCGGGACGGGGCCAGCAGUCCGGCCGACACCAUCGAGCGCGCCCUCGCGCGGGCGCUUGUGGACUACUACCCGCUCGCCGGGCGCCUCGCCGCGUCCGAGGACGCCGGGGGGCUGCACGUCGACUGCUGCAACGAGGGCGUCUGGUUCAUCGAGGCCGCUGUCCGGUGCCGGCUCGAGGACGUGGACUAUCUCGAGUACCCGCUCCAGAUUCCCAAGGACGAGUUGCUCCCGCACCCGCUGCCCCGGCCCAGCCGCGACGAAGAGAACAAGCUCAUCCUGCUCGUACAGGUGACGACGUUCGGGUGCGGCGGCUUCGUGGUGGGAUUCCGGUUCAGCCACGCGGUGGCGGACGGGCCGGGGGCGGCGCAGUUCAUGGGCGCUGUGGGGGAGCUGGCGCGCGGAGCGGAUCAAAUCUCCGUCGCGCCGUCCUGGGGCCGCGACGCGAUCCCUGACCCCGCCGGCGCGCUCGUCGGCAGCCUCCCCGAGCCAACCGGCGCGAAGCGGCUCGAGUACCUCGCCAUCGACAUCUCCGCGGACUACAUCGACCAUUUCAAGGCGCAGUUCGCGGCGGCGACGGGCGGGGGCCGGUGCUCGGCGUUCGAGGUGCUCAUCGCCAAGGCUUGGCAGAGCCGCACCCGCGCGGCGGCCUUCGACCCGGCGGACACCCCCGUCCACCUCUGCUUCGCCAUGAACGCGCGGCCCCUCCUCCACGGCCGCCUCCCCCGCGGCGGGGCCGGUUUCUACGGCAACUGCUACUACAUCAUGCGCGUGUCCUCCACGGCGGGGAAGGUGGCCUCCGCAUCCAUCACCGACGUGGUCAAGAUCAUCAGGGAAGGGAAGAAGCGGCUCCCGUCGGAGUUCGCGCGGUGGGCCGCCGGCGAGGCCGAGGCGGAUCCGUACCAGAUCACCUCCGACUACCGGACGCUGCUGGUGUCGGACUGGACGCGGCUGGGCUUCGCCGAGGUGGACUACGGGUGGGGCCCGCCCGCCCACGUGGUGCCGCUGACGAACCUGGACUACAUCGCCACGUGCAUCCUCGUCAAGCCCUGGGUCCACAAGCCAGGGGCACGGCUCAUCACGCAGUGCGUGACGCCCGACCGCGUCACCGCCUUCCACGACGCCAUGGUGGACAUGAACUAGCCCCCGCCUCCACCUCCUCCAUUUGUUCAUGGGUUCUUUUUUUUUACUGCGGUAAUUAGCAGCGGGUAAUUACAGCACGAGCAAGUGAGCAACAGCAACAAUAAAAUAAGAAAAAAAAUAAAGAUAAGAUGAGGAAAAGAAAGGUAAAAGUACAUAGAGCCAGAUCAUGUAUGGGGGACAGGUAGACAGCUUGCUAGAUGGCACUUGGCAGUAGUGGCAUUGGUAUUGGAUUCGUUCUUGAUGUUUGUUGGGUGCAACUGUGUGUACACAUCACAUGGCCCUUUUUUUUCCUGUUCUGUAGGGGGUUUUGAUUGAAGUAUCUAAGCUGGACUUGGUGGGAAGCCACCAAACCCCUAAGCCUCAUUGUAACUUCAGAUGAUGUUAACUAGAGUAAUGCAUUAUAUCCAUUUUUUUCUUUUGUUAAA
Messenger RNA from Phragmites australis (common reed), 2167 nucleotides. RefSeq names its product acyl transferase 7-like. NCBI's taxonomy places the organism in Eukaryota, Viridiplantae, Streptophyta, Magnoliopsida, Poales, Poaceae. The record is from RefSeq and is a predicted model, not a curated record. The coding region runs from base 441 to 1742 and encodes 433 amino acids. The transcript has 2 exons.